Molecule: messenger RNA, 1158 nt
Organism: Pocillopora damicornis (cauliflower coral)
Lineage: Eukaryota; Metazoa; Cnidaria; Anthozoa; Scleractinia; Pocilloporidae
Molecular function (GO): protein binding
Source: RefSeq, a predicted model, not a curated record
AUGUUCUUUGUCACAGUUGCAAUAAUCGCGAAAGUAUACUCCCGACAACGUAUCCCAGACUUUGAUACAACCCAGCAUCUUCAAGUAGAAAAAGGGCAAUAUGUGGAAAUAGAAUUGGACCUUUAUAUUCCCUUUAACUUACCUGGAACACCUUGUGCUGAUGAGGAAUAUCUUGAGAUCCGUGAUGGGUAUAAUCAGUCAGGGAAUCUUUUGGGUGUAUUUUGUGGAAGAGACGGUCCUCGCUUUAAACUACGUUCCAGUGGACAGAACAUGUGGUUAAGUUUUUCAUCUCACCAUAAAUACCGGCUAUGGAAUAGUUAUCUUUAUGGAAAAGCACUAAAUGCAACAGUUGCAAUAAUCGCAGAAGUAUACUCCCGUGAUAUCCCAGACUUUGGUUCAACCCAGCGUCUUCAAGUGGAAAAAGGGCAAUAUAUGGAAAUACGAUUGGGGCUAUGGAUACACCGUGACUCACCUGGAGCACCUUGUGCAGAUGAGGAAUAUCUUGAGAUCCGUGAUGGGUAUAAUCAGUCUGGAAAUCUUUUGGGUGUAUUUUGUGGAAGAUACGUUCCUCACUUUACGCUACGUUCCAGUGGACAGAACACGUGGUUAAGGUUUUCAUCUAACCAUAGAUACCGGCUAUUUUAUCCCAGAUAUUAUGAGGGAAAAGCAUUAAGUGCAACAGUUCCCACUAACCUAAGAAACGUCGCAAAGACUCAGUUUGUCCUCCACCAAUCGUCAUCUUUGUGGUGCCCGGCGGAAGGUGGACCAGCUCCUCGCAUUGUUUGGAGAAAGAAUGGCGCUGUUGUGCAAAACAGCACUAGCGUGCGACUUCAAAUCAACGUCACUGAAGAAGAAAGAAGUACAACUUACAGCUGCGAAGUGGACGACCAUGGCCAGUUGAAGAGGAAAAACAUCAAUCUUAUCGUCGAGAUCACCAUCUUGUCACAAAUAGAUUACGCCCGCCUUGCUCUAAGCAGAUUAAUACAUUCUGGUGCAAUGUUUUUCUUACAAACAUUUGUGAAAGAAGUCUUGAGAAGACGAAGUUGUAGCAGCCGUUGUAAUAAACUUAGCAAACACAGAAGGAAUAGAAAUGGUCUCGAGUUUGGAAUUGUACUUGAAGUCAGAUAUGCAAUCUGUUACCAUUACGAAAGGGAAUGA